UCCGCAUGGAGCGGGUGUAGCUUGAGGAGUGGGCGGAAACCCCUCCUGAUGCGUUAGUUCCCAGGUGGAGCUGCAUGUGAUAUAUGUUGGGUAAAGGAGGAAAACGGAAGUUUGAUGAGCAUGAAGAUGGGCUGGAAGGCAAAAUCGUGUCUCCCUCUGAUGGUCCAUCUAAGGUGUCUUACACCUUACAGCGCCAGACUAUCUUCAACAUUUCCCUUAUGAAACUCUACAACCACAGGCCCCUGACAGAGCCUAGUUUGCAGAAGACUGUUUUAAUCAACAACAUGUUGAGGCGGAUCCAGGAGGAACUCAAACAGGAAGGCAGCCUGAGGCCGGUGUUUGCCCCCUCUUCUCAGCCCAGCGACUCGCUGGGUGACAGCUACCGAGAGGCCCCACCCACCUUCAGCCACCCCGCCUCCCUGCCCGCCCACCCCUGUGACCUCGGAAGCACUACUACCCUGGAGGCCUGCCUCACCCCGGCCUCUCUGCUUGAGGAUGACGAUGACACUUUUUGCACUGCCCAGGCUGCGCCUGUGGCGCCCACCAAACUGUCCCCUCCAGCUCUGGCUCUGGAAAAGGACAGCUUCUCCUCAGCCUUGGACGAGAUCGAGGAGCUCUGCCCCACAUCUACCUCCACAGAGGCCCCAGCAGCCGCCACUGACAGCUCGAAAGGGACCCCAAGUGAGCCCAGCACCCCGAAAUCCGAGGGACUCUCAGAGGGCCGGCCGGACGACUCGAAACUUAUAGAGUCUCUCCCCGGCAACUUCGAAAUCACCACCUCCACGGGCUUUCUGACGGACUUGACCCUGGAUGAUAUCCUGUUUGCUGACAUAGACACGUCCAUGUAUGAUUUUGACCCUUGCACGUCCGCAUCGGGGACAGCCUCCAAAAUGGCCCCGGUGUCGGCCGACGACCUCCUGAAGACUCUUGCCCCUUACAGCAGUCAGCCCGUUGCCCCAAGUCAGCCUUUCAAAAUGGACCUCACAGAACUGGACCACAUCAUGGAGGUGCUGGUGGGGUCCUAAGACCUGCGUGCCCACCCAGACCCCGCAAGUGCUCCCA
Messenger RNA from Chrysochloris asiatica (Cape golden mole), 1062 nucleotides. It is a transcript of the gene SERTAD2, whose product is annotated as SERTA domain containing 2. Lineage: Eukaryota; Metazoa; Chordata; Mammalia; Afrosoricida; Chrysochloridae. The transcript is spliced from 2 exons. Bases 84 to 1025 code for a protein of 313 amino acids. The record is from RefSeq and is a predicted model, not a curated record. Gene Ontology annotation, molecular function: transcription regulator activity. Gene Ontology annotation, cellular component: nucleus.